AUGGCGCAGGGUUUUGCAGUGGGCUUUGACCCACUGGGCCUCAGAGACCUCAGCUCGGGCUCCCUGAGCUCCCUCUCCUCCCGCGGCCACCUGGGCAGCGACUCGGGCUCCGCAACGCGAUACCUGCUGAAGAGGCAGCAGCGGCUGCUGAACGGGCCCCCCCGCGGAAUCCGAGCCUCAUCGCCCAUGGGCCGCGUCAUCCUCAUCAACUCCCCCAUCGAAGCCAACAGUAAUGAGAGCGAUAUCAUCCGAGCUGUCCGGGUGGAGAAGAGUCCAGCGGGGAGACUGGGUUUCAGCGUGCGGGGCGGCUCUGAGCACGGCCUGGGCAUCUUCGUCAGCAAGGUGGAGGAGGGGAGCAGUGCAGAGCAGGCUGGCCUGUGCGUGGGGGACAAGAUCACGGAGGUGAAUGGGCUGAGCCUGGAAAGCACCACCAUGGGCAGCGCCGUGAAAGUGCUCACGGGCAGCAGCCGUCUGCACCUGACGGUGAGACGCAUGGGCCGAGUGCCGGGCAUCAGGUUCUCCAAGGAGAAGACCACAUGGGUGGACGUGGUGAAUCGGCGGCUGGUGGUGGAGAAGUGCAGCUCGACGCCGUCAGACAGCGGCUCGGAGGAUGGCGUGCGCCGCAUUGUCCACCUGUACACCACGUCGGACGACUUCUGUCUGGGCUUCAACAUCCGUGGGGGCAAGGAGUUUGGCCUGGGCAUCUAUGUGUCCAAAGUGGAUCAUGGUGGGCUGGCCGAGGAGAAUGGCAUCAAGGUGGGGGACCAGGUCCUGGCGGCCAACGGCGUCAGGUUCGACGACAUCAGCCACAGCCAGGCCGUGGAGGUGCUGAAGGGCCAAACACACAUCAUGCUGACCAUCAAGGAGACUGGCCGGUACCCUGCCUACAAAGAGAUGGUUUCUGAGUACUGCUGGCUGGACCGAUUGAGCAACGGGGUGCUGCAGCAGCUGUCCCCGGUCUCUGAGAGCAGCUCCAGCGUCUCCUCCUAUGCCUCCAGUGCCCCCUACAGCUCCGCUGAGGCCUCAGGCUCCCUGCCCUCCGACCGCAUGGAUGUCUGCCUGGGGCCUGACGAGCCGGGCAGCUGGGGCCCAGGCUGGGGGCGGGCAGACACAGCCAUGCAGACAGAGCCUGAUGUGGGGGGCCACGUGGAGACCUGGUGCAGCGUGAGGCCCACCGUCAUCCUCAGGGACACUGCCAUCCGCUCCGACGGACCCUGGCCUGCCCGCCACCUGGAUUCUGCACUCUCCGAGUCCCCGAAGACUGCUCUGCUGCUGGCCCUGAGCCGGCCGCGGCCCCCUAUCACGAGGUCCCAGAGCCACCUGACCUUGUGGGAGGAGAAGAAGCAGCGGAAGAAGAAAUUGGGGUCCUCUGGGGAAAAGGGGGCCCUGCAGCGCUCCAAGACACUGAUGAACCUCUUCUUCAAGGGAGGGCGGCAGGGGCGGCUGGCAGGUGAUGGGCACAGAGAGGCCUGGACGCUGGAUGGAGGGAGCCCAGCCAAGCCCCACCCUCGCCUAGACCUGGAAAAAGCAGGGGCAGUGGGGCCCGUGCAGAAGUUUGUCACCUGGAGACUGAGACGCGAGCGGGAGAGGGGCCGGGCCCUGCUCUCUGCCAGGUCAGGUAGCCCCUCCAGCCAGCUGCCCAGCAUGGAUGAGCAGGUGCAAGCCUGGGAGAGCCGACGGCCUCUCAUUCAGGACCUGGCCCGAAGGCUGCUGACUGACGAUGAAGUGCUGGCCAUCACCCGCCACUGCUCCCGGUACGUGCAUGAGGGCGGCGUGGAGGACCUCGUGAGGCCCCUGCUGGCCAUUCUGGACAGACCUGCGAAGCUGCUGCUACUGAGGGAUAUCAGGAGCGUGGUGGCCCCCACCGACCUCGGCCGCUUCGACAGCAUGGUGAUGCCCGUAGAGCUGGAGGCUUUUGAAGCCCUUAAGAGCCGGGCAGUGUGGCCUCCUGCCUUGAGACCAGCCCGGCAGGACACACCACCCAAGCGUCACCUCAUCACACCUGUGCCUGACAGUCGUGGAGGUUUCUACCUGCUGCCUGUGAACAGCUUCUCAGAGGAGGAUGACAAUGGGGAACUGAGGGAGCAGCUGGGGGGCCUCCAGCUCUCCCUGCGGGCCUCUGCUCCCCACCAUCCUCAUAAAGGGAUCCCCCCUCUCCAAGAUGUGCCAGUAGAUGCUUUCGCCCCACACCGAAGCACCAGUACCCCCCCUCCCCAGCCACCUCCUGUCGCUCCCCGGCCCCCAAGGCCUAACUGGCUGCUGACGGAACCCCUGACCCCAGAGGACCCACGGCAGAGCCAGAGCCAGAGCCUGGCUCAGAGCCACAGCCGCAGUCGCAGCCGCAGCCGGUGCCGAGGCAAGUCCCCGGGACGCAGGCGCUCCCCAUCCCCAGCACCUAUCCCCACCCCGAGUGCCGCUGACGGGCGCUACCACAAGCCUCGCAAGGCCAGGCCUCCUCUUCCACGACCUGUGGAUGAGCAAGCGGCCAAGGCAGGGAGCCGUCAAGGCCACUCUGAGAAUGGAACUGGCAGGACAGCCAUGGAGGCCGCCGAGAAGGCCCCUGGCGGGGAGCUGAGGACAGUCACGCUGUCCAAGAUGAAGCAGUCCUUGGGCAUCAGCAUUUCUGGGGGCAUUGAGUCCAAGGUGCAGCCCAUGGUGAAGAUAGAGAAGAUCUUCCCUGGGGGGGCUGCCUUCCUCAGUGGGGCCCUGCAGGCUGGCUUCGAGCUCGUGGCAGUGGAUGGAGAGAGCCUGGAGCAGGUGACCCACCAGCGAGCAGUAGAUACCAUCCGCCGGGCUUAUCGAAACAAGGCUCAGGAGCCCAUGGAGCUUGUGGUCAGGGUCCCUGGACCAGCCCAAUACCCUUACCCCCCUGACUUGUCAGCCCUCACUCAUCAGCGCCCUCCUGUUGACCAUUCCCCUGCCCACUGACCCCUUGAUGACCUCUAUGAGGAGUAG
Enhydra lutris kenyoni (northern sea otter) is the source of this 2955-nucleotide messenger RNA. RefSeq names its product PDZ domain containing 7. NCBI's taxonomy places the organism in Eukaryota, Metazoa, Chordata, Mammalia, Carnivora, Mustelidae. Gene Ontology annotation, cellular component: stereocilia ankle link complex; cilium; plasma membrane. Gene Ontology annotation, biological process: auditory receptor cell stereocilium organization; sensory perception of sound. The record is from RefSeq and is a predicted model, not a curated record. Gene Ontology annotation, molecular function: protein binding.